UCGCGGCUCGACCCGGAAUGAUCGUUUCCAGCGUGAACCUCAGCUGCGAGUUCUGUACGGAGGCAGGCGGCGGCUCGGUAUCCGCUUCCGGAGCUCCUCCGACGCUGAGCGCAACCGGGCACCUGGUGGUCUCCGUGUGUCUGGGCUUCAUCGGAACCGUGGGGCUGCUCAGUAACUUGCUGGUCGUCACUCUCUUCUGCCGGUACCGGGCUCUGCGGACUCCCAUGAACCUGCUGCUGGUCAGUAUUUCCGCCAGCGACCUUCUGGUCAGCGUCUUCGGAACCCCGUUCAGCUUCGCGGCCAGUACGCAGGGACGAUGGCUGUUGGGCCGCAGCGGCUGCGUGUGGUACGGCUUCAUCAACGCCUGUUUGGGUAUCGUCUCGCUGGUCUCUCUGGCCGUCCUGUCGUACGAGCGCUACUGCACCAUGAUGGCGCCCACUCUGGCCGACAACAGGAACUUCCGGCCGGCUCUGCUGGGGAUCGGCUUCUCCUGGCUCUACUCGGCCGUGUGGACGGUCCCGCCGCUGCUGGGCUGGAGCAGGUACGGGCCCGAGGGUCCCGGCACCACCUGCUCGGUGGACUGGAGGACGCAGACGCCCAACAACGUCUCCUACAUCGUCUGCCUCUUCGCCUUCUGCCUGCUGCUGCCCUUCCUGGUCAUCCUGGGCUCCUACGGCAAGCUGCUGCUGGCCAUGAGACAGGUCCGCAGCGUGAGCACGGUCGUGACCCGACGGCGAGAACAGCGGGUCCUGUUGAUGGUGGUGACCAUGGUGGUGUGUUAUCUGAUCUGCUGGCUGCCCUACGGGGUCAUGGCUCUGCUGUCCACCUUCGGGCCCCGAGACCUGCUGACUCCUGAGGCGACCAUCACGCCGUCGCUGCUCGCCAAGUUCUCCACCGUCAUCAACCCCUUCAUCUACGUCUUCAUGAAUAAGCAGUUCUACAGGUGUUUCAGAGCGUUCUUCAGCUGCUCCAAGCCAGAACUAAGUGGCACCUCAAAGACCUUUUCCCGGCUCACCAAGACCAUCCGCACCAUGCGGCAGGAGAAGGAGCACCACAUCUCCGCCGCCCUCCCGUCCUCAGCGCUGCCGACGCCUGACUCCCUCCACGAGUCCUCGCAGGGAGCGAAUCACGUGACUCCGUCCGCGGCCAAACCGGCGCCCCCUGCUGCUCACUGCCUCAAACCCAAACUGAUUCUGGUGGCUCACUACAGGGAGUGAAGG
Molecule: messenger RNA, 1220 nt
Organism: Synchiropus splendidus (mandarinfish)
Lineage: Eukaryota; Metazoa; Chordata; Actinopteri; Syngnathiformes; Callionymidae
Gene: tmtopsb
Product: teleost multiple tissue opsin b
Exons: 4
Coding region: 18-1217 (399 amino acids)
Biological process (GO): G protein-coupled receptor signaling pathway
Cellular component (GO): membrane; photoreceptor outer segment
Molecular function (GO): G protein-coupled receptor activity
Source: RefSeq, a predicted model, not a curated record